This is a messenger RNA of Gryllus bimaculatus (two-spotted cricket), 3832 nucleotides long. The record is from the annotation of a GenBank genome assembly. Lineage: Eukaryota; Metazoa; Arthropoda; Insecta; Orthoptera; Gryllidae.
GGCCUCGCCUCCUCACCUCGCACUCGCUCGGCUCGCCACCUGCAGCGCCGCUCGCUACAGUCUCCCGCGCCGCCGCCAGAGCGCGCUUGUCAGUGCACGAGUGAUCUUAUGUGUGCACACCACCCGCUGCAGCAUCUUCCGCUUUGUUUGUUGCGUGUGAUGACGUAACGACCGGCCGGUGCGCAAGAGUUCGCGAACGUUCAUGAUCGUGCUCGAUUUCGCCUAUCGCCUGCCGCCGCUCGAACCCGCCGUCGCCAGCAUGGAGGGCAAAGUGUCAGAGCAGAAAUGGCCGUCGCUGCCGUCCCCGACGACCGUCGACUCCCCGGACACAGACAGUGCCCGAUCGACCCCCGAGGUGGGCGCCGAGCCGAAGGGUGCCAUCCCCAAGUCGCGCAGCGUAGGCAAACUGGACGCCUUCCGCAGUAGUCUGCGCGAAGUAAGCAGAAACAGCUCGUUCAAGCUAGGCCGGAAGAAGUCUGGCGAAGAAGGCGCCAAGGAAGAAAAGAAAAAGUCCAAGAAGAACAAAAAGAAAGAGGCGGCCGCGGCAGCGGCUAGUGGAAAGUCGCCCUCUGAAACUGGAACUUUACAACCCCAAGGACCGGUCACGUCACCGAGCAUCUCAGCCUCGACGGAGUCCCUCUCGAAAUCGUCAAAGGUCAGUAAAGCGACCUCUCUGGUGCGGAAGCUGAGUAUCGGACGCUACCGGAACAAGACCGCCAAAGACGCCUCGCCGGCCACCCGAGCGCUGUCUCCGACGUCCACGUCGCCCGAGCUGUCCCCGGCCGCAUCCCGCACCGACAUUUCCGAAGACGAAGCGCCGUCCGUGGCCUCCUCCACCACCUCUGAGGGUCGCCAAGGGCCCGAGGGCGACGACGGGGCGGUGCUGGGUGACGCGCCCUCCGGCACCUCCCCCCCGCCGGCGACGCCGUCAUCACCGCAACCCCCUCCACCGGGGGCCGGCCAAUCGAGACUAAUUGCCGGCGGCGCCAAUAAAGGGCUCACAGGCCAAUCGCAGGCCCCCUCCGUCGCGGACUCCGCCGUCUCCCCGCCGAGGCAACCACUCGAGAGCGCCGCGCCGCGGAAGGACAGAGAGCCGGCCCUGCUGGAGACGGUGCCCGAAGCGCAGAGUCACGAGGAAGCCGCCGCGGCGCCCCUGGAGGCCGAGCGCUCCCCGCCGGCGUCGCCCGCCUUCCAGUCCGCGUUCGCCAGCCUGGACGAGGCCACGCCGCCGACCGACGCGCCCGGCACCGGCAGUAGCCGCGCCGCCUCCGCCGCGUUCAUGUCCCAGCGCCUGAGCUCCUCCUCCGCCGCCUCCGCCUCCGCCUCCGCAGUGGACUUCGCCACCACCAAGAGCCAGAUCCUGUCCAUCACGACGCCCGCUCUCAAGAAGCAGCAGGCCUUCGAAGAGGUCCGCGCCGCCGCCGUCGCCCACGCCGCCGCCGCAGCGGCCUCCGCAGCCGCAGACUCCGCGUCCGUCCCCGGCCCCAAACCGUCCACGUCGGCGAGCACUUCGGACGCGCCCGCGCCCGCGCCCGCACCCGCGUCGGCGGACGAUCCCGAGGACGAGCAGUUCGGGGACUUGGAAGAGUACGAGGUCGACGUGCAAAAACCGAGCGAAACCAUGUCCACGCCGCCGCCGUCCGCCGCCACCGUCAUGGCGGAAGCCCGCGCUCGGCUCUCGCAGAGCCUGGGCGGCUCCGCCAGCCCCGAAGCGGUGACGCAGCCGGUGAAUGAAAAACGCGAACACUUGUACAAGAUCUUGGUGAUCGGCGAGCUGGGCACUGGCAAGACGUCGAUCAUAAAGCGUUAUGUUCACCAGUUCUUCUCACAACAUUAUCGCGCCACAAUAGGUGUCGACUUCGCGUUGAAGGUGCUAAACUGGGAUGCCAACACCGUAAUCAGACUGCAACUAUGGGAUAUUGCUGGACAAGAACGCUUCGGCAAUAUGACGAGGGUGUAUUACAAAGAAGCAGUUGGCGCUUUCAUAGUAUUCGAUGUGACGAGAGCAGCCACCUUCGAUGCAGUAAUAAAGUGGAAGCAAGAUUUGGAUGCCAAGGUGCAACUGGCUGACGGCUCUCCUAUCCCAUGUGUCCUGCUGGCUAAUAAGUGUGACCAGCAAAAAGAAGGCAUUGUAAAUAAUGCUGCCAAAAUGGACGAGUACUGUCGGGAGAAAGGAUUUUCAGCCUGGUUUGAGACAUCGGCUAAGGAGAAUAUAAAUAUUGAAGAUGCGGCGAGGUGUUUAGUUACUAAGAUCCUUCAAAACGACAAACUGAUACACAAUGAAAAUGGAAAAGACAAUGACAAGUUUGCUCUGGAUGGCAAAGCACAAAAAGAUGAAAAGAGUGGCGGAAAAUCUUGUGCUUGCUGACAGUGCCCUUAAUUUAAGCAGCUCCAAUAAUUGGAGGGCGAAGGACCACAUCAAUUUACUCUCCAAUCUUGCAACAGUAUAUAACAUGAUGGUGCACCAAGGACUGGACUUUCCCAGAAAAAUUUUGAAGAUAUAAUGCAUGUUUAAUAUCUCGCUAUGAGAGUCACACUGAAAUGAAGUACGCUUGCUUUGUAGUAGUGAACUAUUUGAUGUGUGUACUUAACUUGUUACCUACUAAACUGCUAAACCACCAGUGUAGUAAGUGAACUGAACAGAGCAGCUGAGAUUUGUUUUAGUGUGGGCAGCUUUCAUAAAGACAGAUGGAGUGAACGUUAUUUUCUUGUGAUCUUCCACUGUUAAAGAUUUAAAUUUUUCAAAAAUGCCCGUUUUUUAUUUAGAGAUUCUUUUAUCAUUCAAACUCUUGACAGAAUGUGAAAUGUUGUAGUAUGAGAGUGUACAGUAAAAUCAUAGUUUAUGAAUGUGCUGAAUGAUUUGUGAAUGUUCAUUGCAUGUUUUGAUUAAGGUUUUGACAAAUAUAAUAGCUUGCUUUUCCUGAAAUUGGGAGUAUUGUUAAAUUGCAAUUUGUAAGUUACAAUGGAAUCAUAAUUUAUUUUCAUAUGGAUUUUUAAAACCUACAUUUCUCUGGUUUUGACUUUACCUACAAAUAUAAAAGUAUUCAGCAUCACUAAAUGCUCAAGUUUACAUUCAAGUGGUGUGAUUUGUGGCUAAAUGGUUGUUACCAUACAGAGCACACAUUUGUAUAGUGGAACAGGACGUAAUAAUUGGAUCAGUAUAAAGUGACUACACUUAAAUAUAGAUGCAUUGUUACAAAUGUAUCUGUAACAUUUGCAAGAUUAUAACUUUCUGAAUCAUUCUUUAAAAUCAAUUUCUUGAACUGUUGUCAACAAGAAUGUGUGGAGUGUUCUAACUUUCCAAAAGGUAGUUGCAAGUAAGCAUACUAUUAGAAGAGUCUUGGCUCUUCAGUUUCAAAAUCGAAGGAAGAUGGGGUUUCUGUGAAGUUGCGUCAUCCAAGAAUGGUACAGAAAUUUAAGAUCAAAGCUAAUAGAGCUGAUUAUUUAAAAGCUACUUUAAAUUAGUUGUAUUAGUGCCAUAUUUUUAUUGCAAUGUUCUUAGAUAAUUUCUUUCAAAAGGAGACUGAAAUAUAUUAAUAGUUAUAAAAUACAUAUUUAAAUUUUGGAUUUUUCACAUUAAUUUUAUGAACUUAACAUAAGAUGAACCUGCAUUUGUAAGUUUCCACCAAAUCAUAUUGUGUAGAUUUGCCAUUAACCAUCAAUGUCAGUUAAUAUCAUAUCAAGAUGUUAAUUUUACGGAAGUGCCAAUCAAUCCAAUGUGUAGAAUAAGAUAUGCACUAUUCAUUGUACAGCUGUUAUGUUUUGCACUAUGUAUACAAAUAAAAAAUAUUUCUAAAAAUAAAUGGCUAUCAGUAUGCUUGUUGUACAAUUA